Fusarium falciforme is the source of this 1023-nucleotide messenger RNA. Its product is annotated as PKS-ER domain-containing protein. The transcript has 3 exons. The coding region runs from base 1 to 1023 and encodes 340 amino acids. Gene Ontology annotation, molecular function: zinc ion binding; oxidoreductase activity, acting on the CH-OH group of donors, NAD or NADP as acceptor. The record is from RefSeq and is a predicted model, not a curated record. NCBI's taxonomy places the organism in Eukaryota, Fungi, Ascomycota, Sordariomycetes, Hypocreales, Nectriaceae.
AUGUCUUCUCACGGCUUCCUGGGAAAAGAGUACACUGUCUACCGUCCUGUCGGUGGUGCCCCCUCUCCAGUUACUGUCAAGAUACCCGACCUUGAGCCUCACGACGUUCUCGUUCGGAUCACUCAUACUGGCGUGUGCCAUAGUGAUCUAAUCUACUGCCGAGGAGGCGUCCCUGCAGCUCUAGGGCACGAAGGAGUGGGAAUCGUGGAAGCGGUUGGUCCUCUCGUAACCCAAUUCAAAGUUGGAGACCGUGCCGGAGGUGGCUUCCAUCGGAGUGCUUGUGGCCAUUGCAAGUACUGCCUGUCUGGCAGAGACAUUUAUUGCUAUGAACGCGUUACCUUCGGCGAGGGAGACUUCGACAAUGGCACUUUCGGCACUUACUACAUUGGAAAGCAGACAUUCCUCCAUAAGAUUCCUGAAAAUUUGGCUAGUGAACAUGCCGCACCCCUUCAGUGCGCCGGGACGACCGUUUAUGCGGCCUUGAAAGCUACGGUAACGAACGAGAAAAGGGUCGGCAUCUUUGGCAUUGGCGGACUGGGACAUCUAGCUAUCCAGUACGCUGCCAAAAUGGGGGCCGAGGUUGUUGUCUACAGUACAACUGCCAGCAAAGAGAGCGAGGCUCAGGAGCUGGGGGCGACGGAGUUUCAUCUCAUCAGCGAGAUGUUCGACAAGAAGGCUGCACCAAUCGACGUCUUGGUUGUUGCAGGCUCCAAGUACCCCGAUUGGGAGAAGGCCAUGGUAAAGGAGUUUCUCGCUAGAGAUGGAAUAAUUGUACCUCUCGCGGCCCCUGUCAACGGACCUCUCAGUUUACCUGCGAAUGCAAUGUUUUUUAAUGGGUAUCAUGUCUUCUCUAGUCUAGUUGGAUCUAGAGGAAUUCACGAUGAGAUGCUCGAUUUUUCAGCUCGCCAUAACAUCAAGCCGCUCAUCCAGGUCUUUAAGCACGAUGGCCCAUCAAGCCUUCAAUCAGUAUUUGAACGCCUUGAGCAGAACACUAUUAGAUACAGGGCUGUUCUAGAGAUGUAA